Messenger RNA from Aaosphaeria arxii CBS 175.79, 1108 nucleotides. Its product is annotated as N-terminal nucleophile aminohydrolase. Gene Ontology annotation, biological process: ubiquitin-dependent protein catabolic process. Gene Ontology annotation, cellular component: proteasome core complex; nucleus; proteasome core complex, alpha-subunit complex. Bases 86 to 895 code for a protein of 269 amino acids. The transcript is spliced from 4 exons. Lineage: Eukaryota; Fungi; Ascomycota; Dothideomycetes; Pleosporales. The record is from RefSeq and is a predicted model, not a curated record.
CCCUAAUCCACAAUCCAAACUUCCUCUACUUCGACAAUCUCCCCGGAGCGUAUUUCCGAAGGCCUCAUACGUUCGAGCUCUCACCAUGGCAUCUGGUUACGAUCGAGCUCUGUCAGUUUUCAGCCCUGACGGCCAUGUGUUUCAGGUAGAAUAUGCCCUUGAGGCUGUCAAGCGAGGUACAUGUGCGGUCGGCGUGAAGGGCGCAGACAUUGUAGUGCUUGGAUGCGAAAAGCGUUCUGCGAUGAAGCUUCAAGAUACCCGCAUCACCCCCUCGAAGAUUUGCCUCGUCGAUAACCACGUUGCCCUCGCUUUUGCCGGACUGAACGCAGAUGCCCGCAUCCUGGUGGACAAGGCCCGUCUUGAGGCCCAAUCACAUCGUCUAACGGUCGAGGAUCCGGUCUCGAUAGAAUACAUCACAAAAUACGUCGCAGGUGUGCAGCAAAGAUACACUCAAAGUGGUGGUGUGCGACCUUUUGGUAUUAGCACCUUGAUUGUUGGCUUCGAUCCAAACGACAAGACACCCAGGCUGUACCAAACCGAGCCUUCCGGUAUCUACUCGGCAUGGAAAGCAAAUGCCAUUGGGCGAUCGAGCAAGACAGUCCGCGAAUUCCUUGAGCGAAAUCAUAAGGCGGAUAUGGACCGCGAGGAGACCAUCAAGCUGACCGUGAAGUCGCUUUUGGAGGUUGUGCAAACGGGAGCAAAGAACAUUGAAAUCGCAGUUAUGGCACCCGGAAAAGCACUUGAGAUGCUCCCUGUGGAGGACAUUGAGAAAUAUGUGGAGAACAUCAACACAGAGAAGCAGGAGGAGGCAGCGAGCCGAAGGCCUGGACGAGGACCGGGCACGGGAACGUCCGCCAUUCCAACGCGACCAGCUGGCGAGACAUCCGGAUCAUAGAUAGUAACAGGAUGUGGUAUUCCCGUAUGAUUCAUGCAUUCAUGAUGGCAUGGCGUCUGGAAAGCUAUAAGAGUUCAGAAAGUAGACACUUUGGCGUCCUUACGUCAUAAAACUCAGAGAAACGUUCUAAUACAUGAACGUUGACAACUCCUCCAAAACUCCAUAAAUGCCGUGUAGUCGCUGCGAGAUCGAUUUAUCGACCCAUAUAUGCCA